AUGUCGGUUCUUGGCGCAGGCUCGCCACUUUCGGAUAUGGAUCAUCACAGCGGCAAUAAUGUCGUCGCAGAUGGCGCAGCUUCAUCGGCAUCCGCCUCUCCAUCAUCAACACCAGCACCUCAGCCACACGACAAACCCCCCACUCGAACAGUAGUGAUCGCAAAACUCGAAGAAGAAGACGCCUCAUGGGUCGACGACCUCGUCCAGACCGACCCCCACCUCACCAGCGCCGUCUACACCGUCGACAACCCCAACGCAACCCUCACCGUCCCCCAAAACAAAGGCCACGAGGUCAUGGUCUACCUCACCUACAUAAUCGACCACUACACCUCGCUCAGCGACGUGACGCUCUUCAUGCACGCGCACCAGUACACCUGGCACAACAACGACUUCCUCAACUCCGACUCGGCGCUGCAGGUCCGGCGCCUGCGCAGCGAGUACGUGCUCCGCAGCGGGUACGUCAAUCUCCGCUGCCACCUUAGCCCGGGGUGUCCGGAUCACAUCCACCCGACGGUGGGCGGGGACGAUCUGCUGAAUAUCCCCGAGGCGGCGGUGUUUGGGAAUUCGUGGCAGGAGCUGUUCCCUGGGACUCCGGUGCCGAGGGUGCUGUCGCAGCCGUGCUGUGGGCAGUUUGCGGUGAGUGCGGAGCGCAUUCGGACGGUGGCCCUGGAGAGGUAUGUGGGGUAUCGCGAGUGGUUGCUCGCGACGCCGUUGGAGGAUAAGCUGUCUGGGCGGGUGUGGGAGUAUCUGUGGCAGUGGCUGUUUACGGGGCGGGAGGAGUAUUGUCCGGAUGAGCAGGUGUGCUAUUGUGAGGGGUACGGGGUGUGUUUUGGGGAGGGGGAGUAUGAGGAGUAUUUCAGGGUGAGGGACGAAUCGAGGGAGCUGGAGAGGAGAGUCGAGGAGCUGAAGCAGUCUGCGGAGCCAUCUGUCGAGGAGGACAUUCGGUCACUGAAGGAUCAUAUCGACGAAUUGCAUCAGAAGAUGAACGCGAUCAAGAGCAAAGUCGUCUCAUAG
This is a messenger RNA of Aspergillus thermomutatus, 1014 nucleotides long. RefSeq lists its product as uncharacterized. The transcript has 2 exons. NCBI's taxonomy places the organism in Eukaryota, Fungi, Ascomycota, Eurotiomycetes, Eurotiales, Aspergillaceae. The record is from RefSeq and is a predicted model, not a curated record. The coding region runs from base 1 to 1014 and encodes 337 amino acids.